Molecule: messenger RNA, 3155 nt
Organism: Mycena citricolor
Lineage: Eukaryota; Fungi; Basidiomycota; Agaricomycetes; Agaricales; Mycenaceae
Source: the annotation of a GenBank genome assembly
GACCGCGACCGCAACAAUCCCCACGCGUCGCGCGCGUCAUUCAGCCCCUCUCAUGCUCCAAAGGAACUCUUAUACCAAAGCCGAACUGAAAAUCCGCGACAAGGCUAUACAGGAGAAGCACGACAAGGAGUUGGCUGCGAGUGAGGCCAAGUAUCAGCGCUUGCGCCACGCGUAUGAUCAGCAAUCUACGGAAAUCUUUGAGCUUCAGAAACGCGAUGACGAUAUUGCCGCCCGCCUCGGGUUCCGGAACCUGAGCGAAGUAGGCAUCUUCAUCGACCUUGCCGACGACAAUACCACAUUCCGUCAUCUGGCCGAACGCACAGACACGCUCAGCUCUGAAUUGUCGAUUCAGCGGCGGAGGCAUCGGGACCUUCAGGACGAAUUGGCUGAAGUGACGGAAGAGAGGAAUUCAUUGAAAGCCGUUCUAGCAGAGCAGAGCUUGAAGAAAUCUGAUUCGACUGCCCAAGCUCUCGCCCAGGAUCUCGUCGACCUGCGCGCCCGUCUAAAUGCUGUCACAUCUCGGGCUGCGCGUGCAGAUGAUGCGUUCAAAGCCCGCUACGCCAAGUGGCAAGGUUUCAAGCAAUGGAUGCAGGACGAGGAGAAAGAAUUCAAAUCGAAGAUACAAGGUAUCAAGUCUGCGCAGAGGGUUGAACAGAGGACUGCCUAUUACGAGCGAAGGGGUGGGAAACUCACAGAAUUGGGAUUGAACGAUGACAUGAUUGUGGACGAGUCCGCCCCAGAUGCUGUCAUUGAUGCAGAUACCACCCUGGUUGCAGAGACAUCCGCAGUGAAGGAUACAGCAAAGAUGGCAGCAGAACCACUACAAGACGGCAUUGAUCUGUCACAAACGCAAUAUGAUACCCAAAUCUCCCCACAGGAAGCUCCUGACAACACGCCUGCUGUCUCAGCUCACGCUUCCCCACCGCCUCGUCCACAAUCUAUAACUGAGCCUCCUAGGAAGCGCGGGUCUAUACCAGAAGCAGCAGAAGAGCGAGAGCGCAAGAAACCACGUCUAAGCAGUCCCGUUCGCCGGCCGCUGGUCAGUGUCUCUCCGAAGCGGCCACACGGGUCUCCUCGGAAGAAGAAAGCUGCCGGGAGAGAGAAUCGGCAGCUAGCAUCUCCAGAGCGUCGGGGUAAACAAGAUCAGACAAUAGAAGACAGGGCCACUAUCAAUUCCGCUUAUGCCAUCAAUCCCGCGCGCAACGGUGGUUUAGACUUCCAAUACGACGAAGUCGUGCGAGGAAAGGAAAAGCGAAAGCAACUGCAUGGAGGCGAUUGCGAAUGCUGCCGUGAUUACUACGAAGCUAUUGGCCUCUUCCUACACGUUUGCAAGCUCCGCUGUGGCGGACACCACCCUCAAGCCCUCAGAAGCCUGAUCGAGCAUGUCGAAACGAUGGCCAUGCUCGGGAUACCAUAAGCUCACAUAAGCAGGCCAUUUCUCGCCACCGACACAACUGGGCUCGCACAAACACACCCCCAGACUAUUGGACAAUCGGAUUCCCUAGCACGCAGGAAACGGAAGAUAUCAACCGACGCGCCGCUGAGAUGCACAAGGAGAAGAGACGCGCUAUCGAGCAGGAGGCUGCGAGAGGAGGCAGGUACUAUAAAAUCUAGUACGGAGUAAACACGCAAAUGUAGCAUAGAUCCAUGUCAUGUGACCGUGUAAAGAGAUCGUGACAUCCGUCUGAAGGGGUUCUGGAUCCUGGCCUCUUGCAUCAUGUACACUGGCGUUUCCUUGGCUGUGCUUUCCCAGUUCUGUAUCCUCUAAAUCCUCAAAUCUCCACAUCGCAGGGCUCAUCUUCAGAGACGGUCCAAAGCUUGAUCAUUCUCUAUCUGCCAGCUCACGGCCGUUGACGGGCUUGGAUACUCAGAGUGGAUGAGACUCUACUUCGCCGCUGGACUCGAUCCUGGAGGAAAUAUCUGCCUACCGAACGCACAAGGUCUCGGAUACCACUAUCAAUAAUUCUUUCCUGGGUCUGAGCAAGACUAAAAUAAACAAAUCUCUUCAACUUGGCCUCCUUGCUCGAUGUUUAUCUACCGUCAGAAGACCCCAAAUCUCUCUAUUUCUGACACCCAUGGAGAAGAGAGCAAGCGAGCAAUGUACACAUGCACUGUACGGGACCGCCGGUUGCGCAAGCCCGAUCUGACUCAAUUUGCUUCCGCGGAUCGGGAUGGUCGGCUCGUCAUUCUCCCCUCCUUUCGCUGCGAUUUUUUCGUCUCCUUUCAUGUCUCCGAUCGCAGUCCACCUGAGACUGCCCUUGGAUCUCGAGCGGAUGAUCUUCGAGGUUGCUGUUGAGGAUCGGGAUUCAGACAUGACUGCACUCGCUAUCAUGCUCGUUGCUCAGCGAUGCCGUGCUUGGAUCGAACCGCUUCUGUAUCGCACCUUGGUUAUUGAUCAAGGCAGCUGGGGAUUGCGGCUGCUCUUGCGUACCCUUGAGGCAAACCCACUGCAUUACGCUCGCCACAUCAAGUGCAUCAGAAUUGAGCACUACUUCGCCAGAAAUGAGAAGAGUGUCGGCCAACUCUUGUCUCUCUGUCCCCAGGCCGUACAUCUAGUUGAUCUCUCCUAUGGGCCGACACCGAUUCGGCAUCUUGCGCUUGAGCGUAUAUGCGCCAGCCGAGACACGCUUCUCGGCUGCGAGCCACAAGCGGGCUCGCUGUCUCGCCUCACACACCUGCAUCUGCUGGAUCCGCCGCAUUACUGGACAAGAAUUCCGUACACAGACCUUCCUUCGCUAACGCAUCUUGCGCUGCAGAACUACCGGGCCGAUAUCCGACUGGCCAACGUGCCCCGGAUCCAAGAGAUCCUCCAGCGCUGCUCCCGUCUGGAGCGGCUUGUCGUAGUCAUCCCUAUAUCAAGACAGCAGGACCACAAUGCCCGUCAGAUACUGGACCUGGUGGACGACGGCCGACUGCGCAUUUUGGCAUCUAACAUGUCGCAGAGCUACAAGAUCUGGAUCGAGUGUGGGGAGAGACAGCUCAGUUUCAUUCCAGCGGGCGACGAGGACGAGCCGAGGAAGAUCGUCCAGGUCGAAACUCCCCUCCAGUUUUGUCCAGUCUCCUUACGAGAUAUGACAACAGCUUUUAGGAAACGAGAAGACGAAAAAAAGAAUGCAAGGAUCGGUAUGGGAGGGGUUGAACCUGUUCGUGUCUAG